This is a messenger RNA of Australozyma saopauloensis, 285 nucleotides long. It is a transcript of the gene LSM6, whose product is annotated as U4/U6-U5 snRNP complex subunit. Gene Ontology annotation, molecular function: RNA binding. The transcript has a single exon. Gene Ontology annotation, biological process: mRNA splicing, via spliceosome; maturation of SSU-rRNA. The record is from RefSeq and is a predicted model, not a curated record. Bases 1 to 285 code for a protein of 94 amino acids. Gene Ontology annotation, cellular component: sno(s)RNA-containing ribonucleoprotein complex; P-body; U4/U6 x U5 tri-snRNP complex. Lineage: Eukaryota; Fungi; Ascomycota; Pichiomycetes; Serinales; Metschnikowiaceae.
AUGGUCCCCAUACUCUGGUAUACCCACUACCGCUCCAGCUUAAACUACUUCUAUAUCAUGUCUGAAACCAAAACAGACCCCACAAACUUCCUUAGUUCCGUUAUAGGAAGCACCAUUGUGGUCAAGCUCCACAAUGGCGUCGAAUACAAGGGCGACUUGCAAAGUAUCGACGGCUACAUGAACGUUGUGUUGCGUUCUGCUAAAGAAUACGUGGAGGACUUCGAGAGCAAGAGUUUCGGCGAUGUUUUCAUCAGAGGUAACAACGGUAUGUAUACAAUCUUGUGA